Molecule: messenger RNA, 1995 nt
Organism: Leishmania mexicana MHOM/GT/2001/U1103
Lineage: Eukaryota; Euglenozoa; Kinetoplastea; Trypanosomatida; Trypanosomatidae
Exons: 1
Coding region: 1-1995 (664 amino acids)
Biological process (GO): protein dephosphorylation
Cellular component (GO): protein phosphatase type 2A complex
Molecular function (GO): calcium ion binding; protein phosphatase regulator activity
Source: RefSeq, a predicted model, not a curated record
AUGAGUGCCAAGAAUACCUUCGGCGCACAGGCAGCCAAAGCGCUUUGUGCCAACCUUUAUACCAACUGGCUUUCCGAGGACGAAAAUGUGGAACGCAUUCGUGAUUUGCUGAAUCGCGUGCUGACGCUGUCGGCCACAGACCAGAAUUCGGAGAUGGGCGGCAAGAAUGCCGCCUCCAUGACCACCGCAGCUGCGGCAGUCGCGGGGGACAAGAAGGGAAAGGCCAUCGGCGCGGACACGCUCGGAAACGGCGCGCGGCACAGUGAUCCAGUCGCAGAGCUAUCCACGAGCUCCGCCGAGGUGCGUGGAAAUGCUAACCGUGCCCAGUCGCCGCAGCCGUCUCCCCCACAGAAGUCGAGUAAAUCCGCCGCCUACUUGGCGGCUGAUGAUCGAACGCCGAGCCCCAUCCAACCAUCGACAUCCCCCAGUCUCAUCGCGCGCUUCCCCGGCGGCGUAGACGAACUCGAUUACCCUCACCGCGCCGGCUCGCCAGUGGUCACACCGGCGUCGCCGCAGCCGAAACCGAUUGUAGACCCCAGCGCCCCCCUUCCACACGGCGGCUCCGGCAGUCUUUCGCCGCACGGCGUCCACUCGCUCGGCAGUCCUCGCCUAGACACGACACUGAACGCUGUCAUGGUGCCAGGUGACCUCACCAGUCCAUUGGACGCGAACUCCACCCUCGGCUUGUCGGCUCGUGAGUCGACGACGCGCUUCUUGCACACCUCUGGUAGCUUCGCCGUGACGCCGCCCGCCAACCUCAAGCAGGCGACUCUAGAAGACAUCCCGUGCUUUUACUCGAAGAGGGAGUCUCGCGGGCUGCAGAUGGAGUCGGACAUGGAGGAGGCGCAGGAGCUGAACCGCCUGCUCGAAAAGAACGACCCAGUGAAGAAGACUGUCUGGGUGUUUGGCGACAUUAGCUCAAAGGUGUUCAAGGUGCCAAUUUGGUACAAGGAGGCGCUCUUCAAGGACAUCGCGACUCGCAGCGGACUGGACGCGGCCAUCGCGGACACGCUAACAGCUGCCCAAAUCCGUAACGUGUACAACGACGUCUACGCCCCCUUGUCGGUCAGCCGCCGCCUUUACGAGCUCAUCUGCACACACCCCAAGAAGGAAUUUAUUACGCUGUCUGACUUGGAGGGGAUGGGCAAGUACCUCGUUGCGGCUCACCCGGGCCUCCAGUUCCUCCAGCAGCCGGAGUUUCAGGAGUACUACUGGCACACCGUCGCGGUGCGCAUAAUGUACAUGUUAGAACGUCAGCAGUGUGGCCGCAUCUACUGGCGCGACUUUGACCGCAGCGAUCUGCCGGAGAGGAUGAUGGAGCUGGACGCCAAGGACGUGAACUUGGUGCUCGACUACUUCUCCUACGAGCACUUCUACGUUCUGUACUGCAAGUUCUGGGAGCUCGACACCGACCGCGACCUCCUCGUCGGCUUCGAGGAUCUGUGCAACUACGGCCAAGGCUCGGUCGUGACGGGAGUAAUCAAACGUGUGGUGGAGGGCUACGGCCGUCCACUGUCGUCCGGCGUGCCUGGCAAGAUGGACUUUGAGGACUUUGUGUAUUUCUGCCUCUCCGAGGAGGACAAGAACUCGGAGCCUGCAGUGCUCUACUGGUUCAAGGUGCUCGACACGGACGAAGACGGCGUGCUGAGCGGAUAUGAGAUGAUGCAGUUCUUCGAGGAGAACCAGCAGCGUUUCCUCGAGUUCUCCGACUCGCCAGAGGGGGACAUAGCGUACGAGGAUACAGUGUGCCAGAUGCUGGACAUGGUCGGGUUCGAUCGCGUCAAGGUGCGCAAGUACGGCGUCACCCUUGGCGACCUCCGUUCCUGCCCCACCCCCGCGAACUUCUUCAACAUGAUCUUCAACGCGUCGAAGUUCUUGCUGUUUGAGCACCGCGACCCGUUUGGUGAACACCAGAUGCGUCUGCGCGUAGAGAAAACAGAGUGGGACCGCUUUGCGCGAGCCGAGUACGAUCGCAUGGCAGCUGAGGCACAGUAG